UUGGAGGGUCGAGAAGGUGGAAGAGAGGGACACGAAGCAGAGGUACAGAGAAAUGCAGAAAUUUCGAGGAAUAUAUUAAAAAAUGCAUUCCUCGUCUCAUUAUUCUUCACUUUCAGUUAUUGCGAGCCAUUGUAGCUAUCGUACGCCUCUCGGAUUAUCCUAUUUAUACCUCACUCAUCGCCGCUUCCACCACCGCCCUCCGCUGAAGCUGGCCGCCGCCAUCACCGCCUUCUCCUACCGCCGCUGCCGCUUUGCCUACCCGUAUCUCCUCACGGGGAACUCUCUCUUAUCCCGCAUGGAGCGGUUCUGGGCUGGAAGCGGUGUUGGUAGGAACCAAGAAAUGGUGUCUCAUUUGCAGAGCUCGGGCGUGAUAAGAUCAAAGAAAGUUGCAGAAGUAAUGGAAACAAUUGAUAGGGCUUUGUUUGUGCCAGCGGGUGCACAACCCUAUGUUGAUAGUCCCAUGCCGAUAGGCCACAAUGCUACGAUUUCUGCUCCUCAUAUGCAUGCAAUGUGCCUCGAGUUAUUGGAGAACCACUUGAAGCCCGGCAUGUGUGCACUGGAUGUUGGUUCAGGGACUGGUUAUUUGACUGCUUGCCUUGCCCUUAUGGUUGGACCAGAAGGCCACUCCGUUGGAGUCGAACAUAUUCCGGAGUUGGUUGAGUCUUCUAUUAAAAGUAUCCAAAAGAGUGCUGCAGCUCCCCUACUUAAAGAAGGGUCCCUCUCAAUCCAUGCUGCAGAUGGAAGGCAGGGCUGGCCGGAGCAUGCACCUUAUGAUGCUAUUCACGUUGGAGCAGCUGCACCAGAAAUCCCUCCAGCACUUAUCGAACAACUGAAACCGGGUGGCAGAUUGGUGAUCCCCGUUGGGAAUAUCUUCCAGGACCUGCAAGUCGUGGACAAGAAGGAGGAUGGCAGUCUAAGUGUCCGGAGUGAGACCUCAGUACGUUACGUUCCAUUGACAAGCCGAGAGGCUCAGACCCGAGGUCACCAGUACUAGGUUUUCCCAGCAGGUGUUGAGUCGAUUGGGUGUCUUCAUUCAAGCGAAGGUACAGACGAAGAACAAAAGGAUCACUUGGGGUCAGCGGGGCCUUCAAGCAUCUGAAAAUUAACCGGGGUUGUAACUUGUAAAUGACAUAGCCUUCCUGAUAGCAAAUGACUUGACUACUUCAUAAAACGAAGUUAUUCUUAUUCUUUUUUCCAAAGAAGUCCUGCUCCAACGAGUAAAUCUGCGUCUUACAGACUCGGACAAGCAAUGGCGCAGUCGGAAAAAGAAACCUUAGUGGCAACUGGGUCUUCUACAUUGAAUUCAAUAUUUCAAGAAAUCUUCGUUUUGUGGGUUUGCGCAUUCAACAUUUCAAGAAAUCAGUUUUCCUGGAUAAGUGAGUUCCAGUUUCAUGAUGUGGGUUUUUGUACAACGAUUUGUAUAAAAUCUGACAAUUUUGAUCAUUUUAAACGAAUACAAAAAUCGACUGGGGGUGUUAAAUA
Molecule: messenger RNA, 1482 nt
Organism: Salvia miltiorrhiza (redroot sage)
Lineage: Eukaryota; Viridiplantae; Streptophyta; Magnoliopsida; Lamiales; Lamiaceae
Product: protein-L-isoaspartate O-methyltransferase 1-like
Exons: 5
Coding region: 83-994 (303 amino acids)
Biological process (GO): protein modification process
Cellular component (GO): cytoplasm
Molecular function (GO): protein-L-isoaspartate (D-aspartate) O-methyltransferase activity
Source: RefSeq, a predicted model, not a curated record